CAAAAUGGCAAAAUCGAAGUUCUGCAACUCCCGCGACCGCACCGCCAGUGUAACCAGCGCAAGAAGAAGACCCAAGCACAAACUAAGACGAAGGCAAAGCCUCAAAGACUAUCGGCGAUUUCUCUUCCCGACAAAGCCAUACCCUCUCUCGCCCGUGUGCUAGAGUGGGCCAGCAAUACGAACGACAUGGACCACCUCAACGAGAUGCUUGCAAAUUACCCAGUCAUCAUGACAGAUGCGUUCUUAGCAGCUCGUAGCCCGCGCGCAAAGCGAGUUAGUGUUCACCCCGAUGACUACGACUACAACUUUGUGAUCUCCAAGAAUCUGGUCAUUAAAUUGGACGCUGUUGUUAAGGCAGAGAAGGCGAAGCGACGCACGCCCGCUUCGUUUGGUGGCAAUGCAGAAGAUGAGUAUCCGGUCGGUACUGUCGAAGAGAUCGUCGCUUUCUUCCCAGGGGGGUUGCCAAAGUUUACGAGGUUCGUAGUCGGUAUUGUGUUGCGCAGGUGUUGCUUGUUGUGGCGCUCUCAAUGUUAUAUUCUUGUGGUGCUCUCAAUGGUGCUGUAUCAUACUGAUGCUGUUUAUGGUGUGUGUGUGUGCGUAGUGGAGCCGUCUACAAAAUGA
Molecule: messenger RNA, 621 nt
Organism: Phytophthora sojae
Lineage: Eukaryota; Oomycota; Peronosporomycetes; Peronosporales; Peronosporaceae
Exons: 1
Source: RefSeq, a predicted model, not a curated record